Messenger RNA from Cooperia oncophora, 300 nucleotides. Lineage: Eukaryota; Metazoa; Nematoda; Chromadorea; Rhabditida; Trichostrongylidae. The record is from the annotation of a GenBank genome assembly.
AUGGGCACCAAGGAGGCGUCGGACGACCCAUCCCAUCCAGAUUCGGCCGAAACAGUGCACAUAUCAGCACUAGCUUUGCUGAAAAUGAUGAGGCAUGCAAGAAGCGGUGUCCCACUAGAGGUCAUGGGAUUGAUGUUGGGCAGCUUUGUUGACGACUACACCAUCAAUGUCGUAGACGUGUUCGCGAUGCCUCAGAGCGGAACUAGCGUAACAGUCGAAUCAGUGGAUCCCGUUUAUCAGACGAAGCACAUGGAUCUGCUGAAGCAAACCGGCCGUACGGAAAUGGUAGUCGGAUGGUGA